AUGGUAACCCAGGUUAUCAGAGGCGCACCUCAGAACCGAGGGGAGCUGUUUGUUCUCACCCAGUCCCAGAGUAGUGUCCAAUUUCCCAAAAGGGAACCAAGAUCUCCAACACGGAAACCCGAGCUCCCGAGCCGGAGCCGGGGGCUCUCCCUCCAGCAGAUGGCUCCAGCCCGGGGUCUCCAGUCGCUUCCAGGCCUCUUCGGGAGACUCGGGCCUCCCAGAUCCUCUCCCCGGAGCUCGCCGCUCCCCGAGCCCGGCUUCACGCGGGCGCCCACAGCCCCGCCGGCCCCGCCUGAAGCCGGCAGGAGCCCAAGCGAGAGCGCGGCCGAUGAAGGAGGUCGUUCAGUGCCCGUGGGGGAGUCACUCACCUCUUCCCCUUCUCCCCCGGGAGGGGCGGUGCUGGGGCUCUUUUCCCCCGCCCCCCCCAAACGCCUCCUGGCUGCUCCUGCUCAGCCCCGGCGCCUGGCCACUGCCGCCGGCUUACUCCAUAGCCUCUCACACUCGCGCGGCCUCAAAGGCUGGAACCGGAGGAGGGAAGGGGGAGGGGAGGGGAGGGACUGGGGAGGAAGAGUAAGGGAGGGAGAAGAAGACCGAAAGACCAGCCAGCCUAGGCAUGACGUCACUUCCUGCUUGUUCGGAAGGGCCGGGGCCGGGGCGUCUUUGGCCUCCGCCUCCCGAGAACGGGGUGGGGGCGGGGUUACGGGCCGGGGGAGGAGCCCGGCGGACGAGUUUAUGGCGGUUCUUUUCACUCCGCGGUUCCGUAGCCUUGGCAGCCAGAGCCAGCUUCCCGGCCCAGGGCGGAGUGUGUCGAGUUUCGUGAGCCCUAGAGAUGUUUUCUGCCGGAAAAGGAGUACAGGAUGCUCUGGUCCUUUUCAAGCUACUCAGCUAUGGGAUGGUAUUAUUCACUCCCUUCAGACUCAAGUGGAAAUAAAAAGAAGGAGGCAUCAUUUACGAACAUACAAAGACUGUUUUACUGGUUCUGAUGCUGUUGAUGUAGUACUAAGUCAUCUUAUGCAAAAUAUGUGCUUGAGUAGUAAUGAUAUCUCUCCUCUUAAAGGAGUUCGUCUUUGUCAAGUUCUAAUGAACCAUAAAGUAUUUGAACCAGUAGGAAUGAAGCUAUUCAAAAAUGAAAAGGAAUUGGAAUUUGAGCAUUCAAACAAUAGUCUCUACAGGUUUCUAGGGAAUAAAUCAUCUUAUGUUUUUUGCAAAAGAAAAAAGGAUUCUGAGACUGGGUUAAAUGAUGAAAUAAAAGCAAAGGAAUCUUUAAGACCAGAAGGCAAAGUGAUUUCAAAUCCUCUAGCACAAGAGAUUGGUGAGGAAAGAAUUGAGGAGCUUAUUGAUACAAUGAGUGGGACUCUGGCUUUACCUCCAAACAUCACAGUUGACAAACCUGUUCUUCCACUUUCAAAAGAAGAUGUUUGGAAACAACAAACAUUGUUAUGUAUUCUUCAACUGAUUCACAUUCCAUUCUUAGAAAAUAUUUUGGAGCCUCCAGUUAAAACACAAAAUCUCCAAUUAAGUAAAGAGGAAGAUCUUGUUAUCUCAAACACUUGCCUCGACAGAGAGGUUAUUCCAAGCUUAUGUCUACUUGAGAUUGAUAACUGGCUUAAUUCAGCAAUUGAAUGCUUGGAAUAUUUCCCUGACCAGUUAAUAGUUACUCUUAGCGAGCAGUUAUUUCAAAACAGAAAUGAAGAGACAAGAUUGAAUACACAGAAGAAGUUACUCUUUGAUGUCAUAGUAAAAUAUUAUAAUCAAGAGAGAGAUUGCUUAUUAACUGAUGAGUAUUUUGAUAUUCAUUCAGGAAUUAUUGAACUUUUAGAAAAUGAGAAAAGAACAGAAGCACUUGAAGCAACACAACUAUAUCUAAGAUUGUUGUUGCCCAACGUUAGAGAAGAAUUACGACGGCUACUCACUUUUAUGGCAAUUGCAUCUGAACCCAAUGCCUACAAAUUACAAAAACAGUUUGAUAACAAAACGGUGGUCCUGAAAACUCUUGCCAAAGCAGUUUUGCAAUCCAAAUAA
Molecule: messenger RNA, 2022 nt
Organism: Lipotes vexillifer (Yangtze River dolphin)
Lineage: Eukaryota; Metazoa; Chordata; Mammalia; Artiodactyla; Lipotidae
Gene: DEPDC4
Product: DEP domain containing 4
Biological process (GO): intracellular signal transduction
Source: RefSeq, a predicted model, not a curated record